AUGAGCAUAGGUUGGGUCCCAGCUGUCACCCACAAGAUGAAGAAGCAGAAGCACAGAGAGGUGGAACGCAUUGCUGUCCUGCGGAUCUUGGGGCAGGGUCGCUCAGUGCCCCCCACCCCGUUCUCUGGUCGUGGGGUCAUCAGUGAGCUUGGCCUCGCCAAGCCGCCCCCUGUAGUAGCCCUGACCAGUGCCCAUGGCCUGGCAGGCAGCCUUUUCAGCCGAAGCCAAGGUCAAGGGGCGCAGCCAGGAGGGCAGGGGGUCACGGCCUUGCAGUCUGGGCAGAGGUUGCGUCAGCCCAAGCAGAGCCCAGGGGCAGGGGGCCCUUCUGGGAGGGCAGAGGCUGGCCUGGUUGUCCAAAAGCCAAGGGAGCAGAGUCCUGAGCUCAGGAAGGCAAGUCCGGAGAGCUGGGUCCCGCCUGGCCCCUCACACCUGGCCAGAGACUUAGGCAGGCAGCGUGCUCUCCCUGGACCUCAGUCUUCCCGUCUGUGCAAUGAGCAUGCUAGACUAGAAGGCCCGCCGCCCUGGGUCCGCGCUCUUCCCCAGCCCGGGCAGUGCCAGCGACGGAGUAGAGCAUCCUUCUGGCUGGCACUGUCAGCCUCUUGGCUCCUCCUUGUCCUCCUGGGAGUCUCGCCCCUUCUCCGCCUGACAGUGUCUCCCAGACCUCAGUCACGGGCCCCCAAUGGCUGGCCGCGCUGGCUGGAUGCAGAGCUCCUGCGGAGUUUCUCCCAGCCUGGGGGACACCCAGAAGAUGCCCGUCCACCUCUGCAGGGCCCCCGUGGCGGCAGCUGCAGCUGGGGAACCUGCUUUGACACCUCGAAAUGCAGGGGCGACGGCCUCAAGGUAUUUGUGCACCCAGUGACUGGGCCCAUCUCAGAGACCCAGCGCAGGGUCCUGGCUUCUGUGGAGGGCUCCCGCUAUUACGCCACCGCCGCCGCCAAGGCCUGCCUCCUCCUCCUGGCUGGACAGUGUGGCCGGGAGCCCCUGCUGUGGCAUGGGGGCAGGAACCAUCUGGUCAUCAGUCUCCACGCAGCCCCCUGCCCCCGGACCUUCCAGCUGGGGCAGGCCAUGGUGGCCGAGGCCAGCCCCACGGUGGACACCUUCCGGCCGGGUUUCGAUGUGGCUCUCCCACUUCUGCCUGAAGCCCACCCCCUGCGAGGGGGCGCUCCUGGCCGGCUGCGGCAGUACAGCCCUCAGCCCAGGGAAGCCCUGCUGGCCUGGGCAGGGGAGAGCGGCGGGGGGCCCCCAGCAGGCACGGACUCCUCUGCCUGCCCCUGGCACGGGCGCUGUGAGCAGGACGCUGGAGCAGAGCAGACCCACCCUGGGGAUACGCUGCCCAGCGCCACCUUCUGCCUCAUCCCGGGCCGCCGUCCUGGUGCCGGGCGCUUCCUCCAAGCCCUGCAGGCAGGCUGCAUCCCUGUGCUUCUCAGCCCCCGCUGGGAGCUGCCCUUCUCCGAGGUCAUCGACUGGACCAAGGCGGCCAUUGUCGCUGAUGAGAGGCUCCCACUCCAGGUCCUGGCUGCCCUGCAGGAGAUGCCCCCGGCACGGGUCCUCGCCCUGCGCCAGCAGACGCAGUUCCUGUGGGGCGCCUACUUCUCCUCAGUGGAGAAGGUGGUCCUGACCACUCUGGAGGUCCUUCGCUCCCGGCUGGCUGGCGCACCAGCUCACCCCUGGCAGCUGUGGAACAGCCCCCCGGGGGCGCUCCUGGCCCUGUCCACCUUUUCCACCCGUCCCCAGGACUUCCCCUUCUACCAUCUGCAGCAGGGCUCCCGCCCUGAGGGCAGAUUCAGCGCCCUGGUGUGGGUGGGGGCCCCCGGCCAGCCCCCCGUGAAGCUCAUCCAGGCGGUGGCAGGCUCUCGGCACUGUGCCCAGAUCUUGGUUCUCUGGAGCAGUGAGAGGCCACUCCCAUCUAGGUGGCCAGAAACAGCAGUGCCCUUGAGGGUCAUUGGCGGGCACAGGAAGGCCAGCGAUCGCUUCUUCCCACACGCUGCCAUCAACACGGAUGCCGUGCUCAGCCUCGACGCACACAGCAGUCUCUCCACAAGCGAGGUCGACUUCGCCUUCGCAGUAUGGCAGAGCUUCCCGGAGCGGAUGGUGGGCUUUCUGACCUGGAGCCACUUCUGGGACGAAGCCCGGGGUGGCUGGGGCUACACGGCUGACAGGACCAACGAGUUCUCUAUGGUACUCACCAGAGCUGCCUUCUACCAUAGAUAUUACCACACUCUCUUCACCCACUCCCUGCCCAAGGCUCUGAGGGUCCUGGCAGAUGAGGCCCCUGCCUGCGUGGACGUGCUGAUGAACUUCCUAGUAGCCGCGGUCACCAAGCUGCCCCCUAUCAAGGUGCCCUACAGCAAGCAGCAGGAGGCCGCUCCCCUGGCGCCCUGGGGCCCGGGAUCUACAGCGCAGCCGCAGUCGCAGCCCCCAGUCCCGGACUGCAUAAACCCGAUGGUAGCGGGUUUCGGCCACAUGCCCUUGGUGUCCUCUCGCCUGCGUCUGGACCCGGUGCUGUUCAAGGACCCAGUUUCCGUGCAGCGCAAAAAAUACCGCAGCCUGGAGAAGCCCUAGAAGAGAGCUGCGGAGAUCUCAGCCCUGCUCAGAUCUUAACCCUGCUCAACCCGCCUCUGGGACACCAGAGAGCCAAUCAUGAAAGCCCGUCGGCCAGCACGUCAGACCCAAUUGGCCAAUCAGCCGUGGCGCCCUGGGCGGCGCGGGAGCUCUCUGCGGCCGGGGUGCCUGGGUAUAUGGGUGAACCCCUUGCAUGAGUGCUUUUCUGUGCUUCUCCACCGAGCUAAUAUCUACUUGUCUUUCAGGUCUUCGCUUUCUCCAGGGACUUGCCUGACUCUCAUCCCCGCCCGCGACAGAUUCGGUCUCCUCCCGGGUGCAUGGUACCGUGCAUUGUGCGCGCCGUUGGGCCCCGGGAGGGGCCUGUGAGCCCCGAAUGGCGGGACGUGUUCUCUCUGGCUGGGCAGGUGCACCGCAAAUACUUGACAAAUGAUAGGAGAGACAUUAACUGCGUGCAGCCCUAUGCCGGCCGAGAGCGUGGACACGGUGUGCCAAAAGAAAAAACUCCGUCCCCCACGCCCCAAGACUCCUAGUCCGGCAGAAAGGCAGCCACCUGCAGGUGUGUGAGCAGGGAGAUGUGCCAAGUGAGGGGCGCGCCUUGGGCCCUGGCCUCAGCCGCGGCCAGCCGCCUGCAUUACCGACGUGUGCCACUAGAGGUCAGCGCCACACCGCACUCUCAGAAGGCGUGGCGUCUCCACGUGCCCACCUGGUCAGAGGACGGGCAAGGGGACCGGGAGGGGUAACGUGUGUGCAGCUGAAAUUUGAAAACUGCAGGGAGGCAUCUGAAAUAGCUUUACCCCGCUGAUCUGCACACUUGGAGCCCAGUAAAGAGCCACUUCCAGGUGGGCUGGGCAAAUGCUGGGCCUGUUCCAAGCGCUGGCUGAGGGUCGAGUAGAACUGGGGACGCUGGUUUCUCCUGGAUUCACCCACCUGGAACUGGAAUUAUCGCUUCCGAAAUAAAGCGCGUGUCCUUGCUCCCUCAC
Tupaia belangeri chinensis (Chinese tree shrew) is the source of this 3542-nucleotide messenger RNA. It is a transcript of the gene EXTL1, whose product is annotated as exostosin like glycosyltransferase 1. The coding region runs from base 1 to 2562 and encodes 853 amino acids. Gene Ontology annotation, cellular component: membrane. The record is from RefSeq and is a predicted model, not a curated record. NCBI's taxonomy places the organism in Eukaryota, Metazoa, Chordata, Mammalia, Scandentia, Tupaiidae. The transcript is spliced from 14 exons. Gene Ontology annotation, molecular function: glycosyltransferase activity.